Messenger RNA from Fukomys damarensis (Damara mole-rat), 1187 nucleotides. RefSeq names its product myosin light chain 9 (gene Myl9). Gene Ontology annotation, molecular function: calcium ion binding. NCBI's taxonomy places the organism in Eukaryota, Metazoa, Chordata, Mammalia, Rodentia, Bathyergidae. Bases 153 to 671 code for a protein of 172 amino acids. Gene Ontology annotation, cellular component: cytoplasm; stress fiber; myofibril. Gene Ontology annotation, biological process: platelet aggregation; myofibril assembly. The transcript has 5 exons. The record is from RefSeq and is a predicted model, not a curated record.
CAGCUCCACUCACCUCCCGUCUUCUCCACACCAGGACCUGGGAGGGGCACUGAUGGCUGAAGGGCUAAGGACGCAACCCUAGAAACUGCCUCCACCGAAGCGUACUUUGUCCCUCAGCUGCCACAGGGAAGCCCCGCCCACCUGAAGUCAAGAUGUCCAGCAAGCGAGCCAAGGCCAAGACCACCAAGAAGCGGCCACAGCGGGCUACAUCCAACGUCUUUGCGAUGUUUGACCAGUCCCAGAUCCAGGAGUUCAAGGAGGCCUUCAACAUGAUCGACCAGAACCGCGAUGGCUUCAUUGACAAGGAGGACCUACACGACAUGCUGGCCUCGCUGGGGAAGAACCCCACAGAUGAGUACCUGGAGGGCAUGAUGAGCGAGGCCCCGGGGCCCAUCAACUUCACCAUGUUCCUCACCAUGUUUGGCGAGAAGCUCAACGGCACAGACCCCGAGGACGUGAUCCGGAACGCCUUCGCCUGCUUCGACGAGGAGGCCUCAGGCUUUAUCCAUGAGGACCACCUACGGGAGCUGCUCACCACCAUGGGCGACCGCUUCACAGACGAGGAGGUGGAUGAGAUGUACCGUGAGGCGCCCAUCGACAAGAAAGGCAACUUCAACUACGUGGAGUUCACCCGCAUCCUCAAACACGGCGCCAAGGACAAAGACGACUAGGCCACCCGAGCCUCCCAACGCUGGCCCCGCCCAGGCACCCCUCCUCACACUCUGUACCGCUCCAUGCCCACAAGACCCUGGCAUCUUUCCUGAGGGGUCAGGUCCCAGCUCCCAGGGGAGGAAACAGCACGGGAAUCGCAGGGCCAGGCAAGGGGGCUUAGGCAGGUGCUCCACCAUGACCCGGAGAGCCCUGCAGGGAAGGACCACUGUCUGAGGAGAGGAGCCAGAGGGCAGGGCCAGGAGGUACCUAGAGUCCCUCGAGACAGCCAGGCCUUGGCCAUGGCCCGCCCACUCGCCCCAGGAGGAAGGGGCCCCCAUUCACCACCCCAGUGCGUCCCCACACGUGCAUGCACUCACCGAAUCCCUACUCAGAGCCAGGGCAGCAGACCACCCCCAUGGCCUGUCAGCUCCCAGAGCACAGCACAGCACAGCACACCAGAGUGAGCUCAGGAGGCUGUGUGAAGAGGGAUGUUUGCCCUCAGGGAGGUGGGGUCUCCAAUACAAGGUUGAACACUG